AUGCUAAUGGGAACCACUGUGCAAACACCCAAUUCCUCCGUGAAAUCGUCUUCCCCCAUGGAAGACGACAGCUUCUACUUAACCCGUUGCCGGAGAGAUGCCAACUGCAAGUGCAAAACCUGUGUCGCCAGCAUCAAUGCCACCCUUGAUUUGAUGAGCGCCCAUAGAAGCACGCUCACUAAGCUCUCCUCUUCAAAACCAUCUCCUCCUCAAACCCCGCUUUUCAGCAAUCCUUCAACCCUCUCCACUCCUAUAUCCGAGACUUCUCGUCCCAUGGUAUCUACACCCCUCAGUCCAGCUAUCAGGAAAAGUUUCCGGCAGAAAAUGAACAGUAAAAAGUCAAAACUUGGAUAUGUCUUAAAGAUGAUGAAAUGGGUUCUGAUUCUUUGCUUGAUUGUAAUGGGGACACUAGGGUUUUCUUUUUUAACUUCUAGAGUCAUGAAAACCAAAUUGUCCCCAGAAAUAGUCAGAAACCUGAGUGAGAAAUCAUCCGGACUUCAAGAUGUGAAAGAACGUUUAGUGUUUUUGAAUAAUGAACUACAAAGCUUUAUGGGAGAUGGUGUCUCAGAAGCUAGCUCUACAUAUCCCAAUUGGGAAAUAGUUCAGGAUGGUUUGAUCUGGAGAUCUCGUUGUCAACUCCACAAAUCCUGGAUGGAAGAAGUGAGCAUAUGGGGAUGGCCUUUGCAAACCUCUGGAUUGCUUACAACUGAAUUUGCUUCAAGAUCAUUCACUAUCUUGUCAGGAACAGUUACAGAGUGGUCAAAUGGGGAGUCGAGUCAUUCGAUUCGAAAAGCAAAUACUUCAUGGGAACAAGGAAAAUGGAGUACAUCAUUAUGGCGUUUAGAUCAAAACACAUGGAUCCUCGAGUAUAAACGAAGCUUUAUCUUUGAGAACACAAGACCAUUUCUAUCAACAAUGGAGUUCUUCAAACUCAUGAUGAUGAGAGCAUCUCGAUGCAUGAAGCAGUUAUGUAUGUUUUCUGGUGGCAAUCAUUUAGCUCCCACAUGA
Messenger RNA from Lactuca virosa, 1008 nucleotides. The record is from the annotation of a GenBank genome assembly. Lineage: Eukaryota; Viridiplantae; Streptophyta; Magnoliopsida; Asterales; Asteraceae.